CUGCGAAUAUAACUCUUUAUUUGGCACAAAAAUCCCCAGAAAAACAAGUAACACACAAUGAUGAGCACAACCAAUUGCGAUGAGCACAAUGCACAUGUAUUGUGCAUUGUGCAAUUCCAGGAUGCGCAUCACUAAUAGCAUCGCACCCGUAAUCCGACUAUACAAGAUGCUUUGAAAACAGAAUCCGCGGCAAAAUUCGAGAAAGUUUAGGUACGUGAAGGCACAUCUUGAACAGAGCAACAUAUAACUUUGUAACAAUAGCUAGCUGGUGAAAAACGGUCAUUGGGAAAAAAAGAAAAUUAACAGUGAUUAACAGUGAUAUAACAGUGAAUAAGUGAAGGCACUUAUUACCUUCAAGCAUUAAGACAUAUAAAACUAAUUUGAAGUGUAGGAAGGUAACGCACAAUAACGCUACAAAAAUGUAUAAAGCACAAAGAUGCAACAAAUUCAUGUAGUAGUACCCAUGAUUUCCUGGUAGCUGAGCGAAGUGGUGGUUUUUAACGCUUAACACGUCACACUCAUUCUGUGACUGCAUCUUUGUUGCUCUUGGGUGUUGUUGUGGAGCACCAUGAUUGAAAGGCUAUCAGAAGUGCACCACCGUAAGAGAAACGGGUUUCCAUAGUCCCUUCAAAUUCUGAAAGUCAGUCUUCUAUAACUACACCAGAUUUUGCAUCGAGCGUAAAAGUAUGUUUUAUGAGACAAUUGACUAUAUUUGGGCAAGGGGGGGUAAGUAAUGCUGAGAACAUGAUGUUUCACGAUAGUAUACAAGAUUAUUUACCUGCCGUGAGGGCGUAUAGGCUUCACCAUUCCACUGCUAAGACCAUGGGCGUGGGAUCAAAUCCCGGCCACUGUGGCUGCAUUUCGAUGGAGGCGAAAUGUGCAAACGCCCCUCUACAAUGCACUGGGUGCAUGUUAAAAGAGCACCAGGUGGUCAAAAGUAAUCCGGAGUCCUCCCACUUCAGCAUAUCUCAUAAUAAUACUUUGGUGUUGGCACACAAAAUCCUGGAAUUUUUUAACAAGGCUAUCUCAUGUUUGAUGCAAUAUUAAGGGUGAGAGAAAAGGCUGCAGUGGAGUGAUUUGAGUGGCCUCCCACUCCCUUUCGCAUGGCCAACAGGGGGCCACGGCGUUUUUAAAAAGAUAAGAGGAUCACUUAAUGUGUAGGCCUAUAUGGGAUUACUGCAAAUCACUGGGCAACAUUGGCAUAACCAGUGGUGACCUAUGUAUGAUCUUGAAAACCAUCUAUAAACCACAGUGUAACCUCAUUGCUGUAGCUUUAUAUGUAGUAAAUUGUUACAAUAAUUAGUGGUCCCUGUCUCAGUCAAAUUGCGAGAAUUCCUAUUGCAAAAAGGAACCAUUAUUAAGCUACAAUACCAAGCAAGUUUGGAAACUUUAGCACCCUGAGCGUCUCUCGUUAUCGCUAAUAGCAGGCCGUGAAACUCAAGAGUAGAAAAACCAUGCUGCGGAUAGGAACGUAUGCAAAGGCACAGGUAAAACAAACCUCUCAACACUGCUUGUCCUUUGCCUGUAUCAUAUUCAUAGCGCGUGUUUUCAAGUUCAAUGUGAAUUACCAGCUCGUGCAAGUUUAUGUUAAGCUUGACAUACUCAGGGCGAUGUCAUUUGUCCCUUUGCUGUUUAAGGCAGGGACAAAUGCAGCAAGCAUAUGGCUUGUAGUACAUCUAAGGACCCAUGUUUUUUGCAGAAGUACUACUUUGACCGCCGGCAUCUUGCUGACAAAUUCCUACGGAAGAGUCAGGGAUGCCAUCCGCGUGUCAAGAAUGGCGACUCCAGGAAGGAGCGGAACAAAAAUGGGGACAAGGAGAAUGAUGCAACUGCUGGUGGCAAUUGUCCCAUGGAAGUGCUGCAGCACCCGAGGUAUGUAUGAGAAAAACUUCUACGAAACUGUAGCUGCACAUAGCACCAUUUGCACAACUGCAUAAUUUGUGGCCAUGCUGUUGAUCUGUGACAUCCAGCGCACAGGAACAAUGUUAAUAGCAGUAAAGUGACACUAGAGCAAAACACUCAUUGAGAUAAGACUGACAAAUUGUCCAUUGAAAGGUCUGUAUCGAUUAAUUUUGUGGUGAGAAACAGAUUAAUUGAUGAAAAGAACGAAGGCUUCACUGCAAGUUUUUAAAUUUUGCACUGAAACCACAGCGUUGGCAUGUUAAUGUGAUGCAGAUUUCUGAGUAUUUUGUCACAUUUGCCUUGUUCAAAUUUGCUCAAGAGAAACCCGUCCAUAUUCAGCGAUUUUACGCUCAAGCCUAUGCAUAGUGAAAAGUGAAAGCAAGCAUUACAAAAAGGACAAGAGGCCUUUUCUGGCUUUACUGUAUUCGUCUGCAAGUGCUAGUUAACCAGUGAGGAGCUACAGUGCAUGAAUUAUGGCAUAAAAUAAGAAAGUAUUUUGGCUAACUUACUAUAUGUACUUGAACCUAACGUGCCAACGAAUCUAAUGUGCACCCAACUGUCGUGGGUUUUGAGAAAAUAAAAGUGCAUCUAAAGGCGAUGCGCAGCUGGUUUGUAGAAGAAAAUAUAGCAUGUCACCACAUUCGCUAUCAGAAGCUAAGACGUGGAGAGUUUAACUUCACUGAAGGGAAAUUGUUCUAGGAUGAGCUUUCAAUUUUGACCGCCGGCAUCUUGCCGACUAAUUCCCGCGGAAUAGUCAGAGAUGUUACUGGCGUGGCAAGAAUGGAGACUCCAUGAAGGAUCAGAACAAAAAUGGGGACAAGGAGAAUGUAAUAAGUUCUUUCUCAUAAUAAUGAGUGGUCCCAGUCUCAGUUACAUUGUGACAAUUCCUAUUGCUACAAAGGAACUAUUUUUAAGCUACAAUACCAAGAAAGUAACUUUAGCAGCCCGAGUGUCUAUUUGUCGCUAAUAGCAGGCCGUGAAACUCAAGAGUAGCAAAACCAUGCUGCGGAUAGGAAUGUAUGCAAAAGCACAGGUAAAACAAACCUCGCAACACUGCUUGUCCUUUGGCUGUAUCAUGUUCAUAGCGUGUGUUUGCAAGUUCAAUGUGAAUUACCAGCUCGUGCAAGUUUAUGUUAAGCUUGACAUACUCAGGGCGAUGUCAUUUGUCCCUUUGCUGUUUAAGGCAGGGACAAAUGCAGCAAGCAUAUGGCUCGUAGUACAUCUAAGGACCCAUGUUUUUUGCAGAAGUACUACUUUGACCGCCGGCAUCUUGCUGACAAAUUCCUACGGAAGAGUCAGUGAUGCCAUCCGCGUGUCAAGAAUGACGACUCCAGGAAGGAGCGGAACAAAAAUGGGGACAAGGAGAAUGUAAUAAGUUCUUUCUCAUAAUAAUGAGUGGUCCCAGUCUCAGUUACAUUGUGACAAUUCCUAUUGCUACAAAGGAACUAUUUUUAAGCUACAAUACCAAGAAAGGAACUUUAGCAGCCUGAGUGUCUCUAUUUGUCGCUAAUAGCAGGCCGUGAAACUCAAGAGUAGAAAAACCAUGCUGCGGAUAGGAACGUAUGCAAAGGCACAGGUAAAACAAACCUCUCAACACUGCUUGUCCUUUGCCUGUAUCAUAUUCAUAGCGCGUGUUUUCAAGUUCAAUGUGAAUUACCAGCUCGUACAAGUUUAUGUUAAGCUUGACAUACUCAGGGCGAUGUCAUUUGUCCCUUUGCUGUUUAAGGCACGGACAAAUGCAGCAAGCAUAUGGCUUGUAGUACAUCUAAGGACCCAUGUUUUUUGCAGAAGUACUACUUUGACCGCCGGCAUCUUGCUGACAAAUUCCUACGGAAGAGUCAGGGAUGCCAUCCGCGUGUCAAGAAUGGCGACUCCAGGAAGGAGCGGAACAAAAAUGGGGACAAGGAGAAUGAUGCAACUGCUGGUGGCAAUUGUCCCAUGGAAGUGCUGCAGCACCCGAGGUAUGUAUGAGAAAAACUUCUACGAAACUGUAGCUGCACAUAGCACCAUUUGCACAACUGCAUAAUUUGUGGCCAUGCUGUUGAUCUGUGACAUCCAGCGCACAGGAACAAUGUUAAUAGCAGUAAAGUGACACUAGAGCAAAACACUCAUUGAGAUAAGACUGACAAAUUGUCCAUUGAAAGGUCUGUAUCGAUUAAUUUUGUGGUGAGAAACAGAUUAAUUGAUGAAAAGAACGAAGACUUCACUGCAAGUUUUUAAAUUUUGCACUGAAACCACAGCGUUGGCAUGUUAAUGUGAUGCAGAUUUCUGAGUAUUUUGUCACAUUUGCCUUGUUCAAAUUUGCUCAAGAGAAACCCGUCCAUAUUCAGCGAUUUUACGCUCAAGCCUAUGCAUAGUGAAAAGUGAAAGCAAGCAUUACAAAGAGGACAAGAGGCCUUUUCUGGCUUUACUGUAUUCGUCUGCAAGUGCUAGUUAACCAGUGAGGAGCUACAGUGCAUGAAUUAUGGCAUAAAAUAAGAAAGUAUUUUGGCUAACUUACUAUAUGUACUUGAACCUAACGUGCCAACGAAUCUAAUGUGCACCCAACUGUCGUGGGUUUUGAGAAAAUAAAAGUGCAUCUAAAGGCGAUGCGCAGCUGGUUUGUAGAAGAAAAUAUAGCAUGUCACCACAUUCGCUAUCAGAAGCUAAGACGUGGAGAGUUUAACUUCACUGAAGGGAAAUUGUUCUAGGAUGAGCUUUCAAUUUUGACCGCCGGCAUCUUGCCGACUAAUUCCCGCGGAAUAGUCAGAGAUGUUACUGGCGUGGCAAGAAUGGAGACUCCAUGAAGGAUCAGAACAAAAAUGGGGACAAGGAGAAUGUAAUAAGUUCUUUCUCAUAAUAAUGAGUGGUCCCAGUCUCAGUUACAUUGUGACAAUUCCUAUUGCUACAAAGGAACUAUUUUUAAGCUACAAUACCAAGAAAGUAACUUUAGCAGCCCGAGUGUCUAUUUGUCGCUAAUAGCAGGCCGUGAAACUCAAGAGUAGCAAAACCAUGCUGCGGAUAGGAACGUAUGCAAAGGCACAGGUAAAACAAACCUCUCAACACUGCUUGUCCUUUGCCUGUAUCAUGUUCAUAGCGCGUGUUUUCAAGUUCAAUGUGAAUUACCAGCUCGUGCAAGUUUAUGUUAAGCUUGACAUACUCAGGGCGAUGUCAUUUGUCCUUUUGCUGUUUAAGGCAGGGACAAAUGCAGCAAGCAUAUGGCUCGUAGUACAUCUAAGGACCCAUGUUUUUUGCAGAAGUACUACUUUGACCGCCGGCAUCUUGCUGACAAAUUCCUACGGAAGAGUCAGGGAUGCCAUCCGCGUGUCAAGAAUGGAGACUCCAGGAAGGAGCGGAACAAAAAUGGGGACAAGGAGAAUAAGUACUACUUUGACCGCCGGCAUCUUGCUGACAAAUUCCUACGGAAGAGUCAGGGAUGCCAUCCGCGUGUCAAGAAUGGCGACUCCAGGAAGGAGCGGAACAAAAAUGGGGACAAGGAGAAUGAUGCAACUGCUGGUGGCAAUUGUCCCAUGGAAGUGCUGCAGCACCCGAGUGGUGGGCCUAGGGACAAGUUUCGGCUGCAGCCAAAUCCACACAAUCUGGAGCCAGAAAACAUGGAUUUUGAGAAGCUGAAGCAUCUAAACACACAGAGGCCGAAUCCGCCGCAACUGGGCCUCAUGUUGCAACAGAGGCCACGAGCCAGACAGGGAGUGCGGUCGUGUCAGGCCAGAAACCAGCGGCAUUCUUUGCGUCACCAGCAACAGGCACAGCACCAGCAGCAACAGGGUGCUCGAGCAGAGGAUCACGUAGCAUCUGAGCUCAAAGAACAGCACAGCAACAGCACCUACUAACAAAGCGAACACGUGUACAGCCGGCUACCAUUGCAUCGUCACUACUGCACGACAACUGCGUACAUCGGAACAACCGCGCUGCGUGCAGUGACUGCCGGCGGAGACAAGCUUUCCUAAGCGGCUGGCUCUGGACGGUGUUCUUCAUUUUGGCAGCAGUGGUUGUGGCGUAAAGUACGGUCCUAACCAUUGCCUCAAUUUUU
Molecule: messenger RNA, 5932 nt
Organism: Dermacentor andersoni
Lineage: Eukaryota; Metazoa; Arthropoda; Arachnida; Ixodida; Ixodidae
Source: RefSeq, a predicted model, not a curated record